UUAGUUGUCAAUACACUAAGAAUGAUAUCGUCACGGAGCCGUUGCACCAUGGCUCUGUAUUCUCAAGUGGCGCUGGUGAUAUUAUUGUUUAACACGUUGACGAUUUGCAAAGCCUUUUAUCUGCCUGGCCUGGCCCCAGUGAACUACUGCAGGAAAUCGGAUGUGUCCAGUACAUGCAAGUCUGAUGUCAUUCUGUAUGUUAAUCGCUUAAAUACUGAGGAAUCGGUUUUACCUUAUGAAUACCAUCACUUCGAUUUCUGUCUGGGGAAAGAGGAAAAUUCUCCGGUAGAAAACUUAGGACAAGUAUUGUUUGGCGAGCGUAUACGCCCUGGUCCUUAUCAAAUACAGUUUUUGGAUGAUGUGGAAUGCAAAGUGGCAUGUCGCAAAAACUAUACCGGUGGUGAUGCGGACAGCGAUAGGCGAAUGAUGGUACUUAAAAAGGGUAUUAGUCUUAACUAUCAGCAUCAUUGGAUAGUGGAUAACAUGCCUGUUACCUGGUGUUAUCAGCUUGAGACGGGAAAGCAGUACUGCAGUAUUGGCUUCCCAAUGGGCUGUUUGGUUCGUCCAGAUGGCGACGGCUGUCCCAUCAACUUACUAUACAAGCGGACCUUGCACUACUAUCCUUUCAAUCACGUGGAUCUGGAAAUAACUUAUCACAGUGGCGCUCGCGAGGAUUGGGGUAUUGGCUUUGGUAGUAGUGGUCGCAUCAUAUCAGUUAAGGUCACUCCAAAGUCAUUGAGUCACGCUGAUCCCAACAAACCAAACUGUUUGGGCACAGAGCCUUUGGCCAUACCUGAAAGCUCCCUUAAGAAUGGUGUAUUUUUGGAAAUUGUUUAUACAUAUUCCGUGAAAUUUGUGCUGAAUAAUUCAGUGAAAUGGUCCUCGCGCUGGGAUUAUAUUUUAGAGUCGAUGCCGCAUACAAAUAUUCAAUGGUUUUCUAUACUCAACUCAUUAGUUAUUGUUCUCUUCCUGAGUGGUAUGGUGGCUAUGAUUAUGUUGCGCACUUUGCACAAGGAUAUAGCACGAUAUAAUCAAAUGGACAGUGGUGAGGACGCACAGGAGGAAUUCGGAUGGAAACUUGUGCACGGAGAUGUAUUCAGGCCACCACGUAAAGGAAUGCUCCUCUCCGUUUUCCUUGGCUCCGGUGUGCAGGUAUUGGCAAUGUCUAUGGUCACGUUGGCUUUUGCUUGCCUUGGUUUUUUGUCACCAGCAAAUCGUGGUGCUUUGAUGACUUGUUCUAUGGUGUUGUUCGUGUCGUUGGGAACACCAGCGGGAUACGUUUCAGCGAGAAUCUAUAAGAGUUUUGGCGGCGUAAAAUGGAAGAGCAACGUCAUACUCACGUCUCUUGUUUGUCCCGGAGUCGUUUUCUCGCUUUUCUUUGUGAUGAAUCUUGUCCUUUGGGGCGAGAGCAGCUCUGGAGCUGUGCCUUUCAGUACGCUGAUUGCCUUGUUGGCUUUGUGGUUUGGAGUCUCAGUGCCAUUGACCUUUGUUGGAGCCUACUUUGGUUUUCGCAAGCGAUCUCUUGAGCAUCCAGUGCGCACCAAUCAAAUUCCGCGUCAAAUUCCCGAUCAGUCAAUCUACACGCAGCCUAUUCCUGGUAUAGUAAUGGGUGGAGUUUUGCCAUUUGGCUGCAUCUUUAUUCAGCUAUUCUUUAUAUUAAGUUCGUUAUGGUCAAAUCAGAUGUACUAUAUGUUUGGAUUUCUCUUUCUCGUAUUCCUGAUACUUAUCAUCACAUGCUCAGAAACAACAAUCUUACUUUGCUAUUUUCAUCUAUGCGCAGAAGACUAUCAUUGGUGGUGGCGAUCAUUUCUUACCUCGGGAUUCACAGCCGUUUAUUUGUUCAUAUAUUGUUGCCACUACUUUUUCACAAAGCUCUCAAUUAAGGACAGCGCUUCAACGUUUCUCUACUUUGGCUAUACAGCUAUCAUGGUAUUCCUGUUCUUUUUGCUGACCGGCACCAUUGGCUUCUUUGCAUGCUUCUGGUUUAUACGAAAAAUCUAUAGUGUUGUCAAGGUCGAUUAGGCGCAUAAAUCAAGUAUUUAUACAAUAUGUGUGCUCGUGUGCUUUGUAUGUGUAGCCACAAUUUAUACUUAAGCCUAAUGUGUGUGAUUUCUGCGCUGUGGUUGAACAGCCAGUUUUCUGUUUAUUAUAAAGAACUUAUUAAUGUACGACUACAUAUAUAAUACAUAAUGUAUAUGUUUAUGUAUAUAAGUAUGUGAGUAUGUUGUAGUACCGAAGCGCGCAAUAAUAUUUAGUAUAAAUCAGAAGAUACGAGAGAAAAAGAGGGUGCAAAUCAAUUGUGCAAGUUACAUGUUUCCGAAACAAUUUAUAAACAAUUUUUGGCAUGUAAUUUAAUCAUUUCAAAUAAACGUCCUAUUCUCGAUAUAAACGAAAUUCGAAAAAGUAAAUAAAAAAGG
This is a messenger RNA of Drosophila arizonae, 2417 nucleotides long. RefSeq names its product transmembrane 9 superfamily protein member 2 (gene TM9SF2). NCBI's taxonomy places the organism in Eukaryota, Metazoa, Arthropoda, Insecta, Diptera, Drosophilidae. Gene Ontology annotation, biological process: protein localization to membrane. The record is from RefSeq and is a predicted model, not a curated record. Gene Ontology annotation, cellular component: membrane.